Molecule: messenger RNA, 3841 nt
Organism: Moneuplotes crassus
Lineage: Eukaryota; Ciliophora; Spirotrichea; Euplotida; Euplotidae
Source: the annotation of a GenBank genome assembly
AAAAAAUGUCUACCAAAUUGGUACAAAACUACGAAGACAAAGAAGAGAUUAAGGAUGAAGAUAUCAAGGUCAGCACUCCUUUAGCUGCUGGCAGUAAGCAGAUCCUUAAGGAAAACUCCAUGAUGCUUGAUUUCACAGACUAUAUGUCAUGCACAUCUGGUGAUGACAGUGAUAGCGUCAAGGACUUCCGCUCGAGAUCGUAUACUCCUACAAAAUUAUUUAAACGGAGGAUUCAGUCGAAAAUGCCAGCCUCACAGUUGAUGAAAAGACUAGCAGAGAAGCAGAGAAAGGCUCAAGAGAAAAGAGUCCAGAUCCUCAGAGAGAAAGAAGAGAAUUUUAGAAAGGCUAGAGAGAAGGAGAAAUAAAUUAAAGCAAAAAUUAGAAGAAGAAGCUGCCCAAAAACUUACUAAAUACAACGAGAAGUUGGAGAAAGCCGAAAUCCGCAAAGCCCAGUUUCUUGAUAAUAUAGUUGACAAGGCAAAGCAAGAAGGCGAGAAACUUGAUGAAAAUGCUUUUAUUCUCAGCCUCACCCUGCAAGGCAAGAAGAUUGAUCUAGAGGACAAAAUUCAAAUAAACAGCGAGCGGCGCCAAAAAGUACUUGAUGACAUGCUCAAUAGGACAGUUGAGUCUCGUGAAAGAAGACAUGAAGCUUUCAACAAAUAAAAGAGAGAUUCUGAGAGAGCAAAGUCGUGAUAAAUUCUUAGCCAAAACUGCCAGAAUUGAAAGCGCUCGUAAAAGGAAGAACCAAGAAGUCGAGAAAAUCAAGAAUAACGCUCGUGCUUGGAUCAAGAAAGCAAUUGCAACCAGGAAUCGAAAGAAGAAUGUUGACAAUAAAAUCAACAGACUCAUCUCUAUGAUCUCCAAUGUCAAUGAAGAGUGGGAGAAAUGACCGGCCUUCAAGAAAGAAAAGAAUGAAAUUUUUGAAAAGAAGAAAAUCAAACUGAAAAGUCAAGCAAAGGUUCUUGAUAAAAUCAUGAAAUAUGCAAAAGAGGAUAAUGUAAAUCUCACCCAAAAGGAGACAGAAGCUCUUCUUGAUGACUUCUCCUCUGAUGAUGAAGAAGAUAUUCUGUAUAAAUCAGCAAUAGAUCAAGACUUAAAAGCUCAUUCGGAUUCUGAGCUUGAUAAUGAUAAUAUUGCCUUUUAUUUCAAGAAUAGCUACCUGGACAACCGGGAGAAUGUAAAGGAUAACUCAGGAUACAUUGAUCGCUUUUUGAUUCACUCUUCUACUUCUGUAGAUACAGAGCAGAAACCAUCAAUAAUGAAAGCACUUAGUGAGAGUCCUAAGAAUGGGAAUGUUGAGGAGCUUAAAGAGCCUAUCAGCACAGUCGGACUGAGCCAGGACAUGCUUCUGAAACUUGACCAACAGACUAAAAAGCAAAACAAUGGGAAUGAAAUUCCCGGUCAUGGUCCGAUGAUUGGGUAUUACGCAACGCCUAAUAUUGUGACACCUGUAUCCAAUACUAAAACUGUCAAACCAAAGAAGCCAACAAAGCUAGUGCCUAGUAAGAAAUACCUUGCUGAAAUGAAGCCUAUCAUCAUCCUAUUGAAGUACUUAGAUAAGGAAGGUAAGAGCCUCUUUGUCAGUGCUCAAGUUACCCUCUCACAUGAUAUUGGAGCAAUGAAGGAAGAAGUGAAAACACCGAGUACAAAAUCAAAGAUGUCUAAAAUUCUAGAAAAUUGCUCAGAUUUUGGCUCAACAAAGAACGCCAUUGGAAAGGCAGCCACUCCAAUCAGAAAGGAGAGGACUAUCUCUGCUGAUAGCACCGACUGCCACACAAAAGAUGCAUCUGAGGUUAAAGAGCCUCUAAACUCGAAGGAAAAUAUUGAUACUAAAAAUACUACCCAGAUAAAACCAAAAUCUUCAUUACGCAAAAGUCAUGAGAUAGUCAAUAUCCCAUCUCAAGAAGAAAGGAAAGAGCAUGAGAUCAAUUUCGAGAGAAUAAUGAGCAUAAUAUUUGAAGAAGAUAGACACCUUUUUAGGAAAACACAGGCUAAUAAAAUCAUAAAAAUCGAUCUUCCUGACUUCAAUCUUGCUGAUUUCUUGGAGAACAAUAGCAUCCAACUCAGGGGGUGAAGGAUCUGAGAAUGUACCUAUGAAGGACCUCCUAGCACUCAUUUUGCCUCUAAGACACACAAGAAAAUGAAGGAGGAGCUUGGAUUGAAAGACCAGGAAGAUCUUCCCCUUUCACCAAUUAUUCUACAGUCUAACCCAGGAUCAAUCGAAGAAUACCUUCAAAAAAUUCGUGAAAAUGCAAUGAAGCAGAAGUACAAAAAGCUCAAGCAACAAAUGCUAAACAAAGGAGUUCACCAUGACGUUGCCUCCAGCGUUGGAAAAGACAUUACUACUGCAUCAAAUAAGAAGAAAAUGCAGAUUCUAUCAAUAGAAUUGGAAAACAAAGUCACUCCUACAAUUACAGAGUAUACCUCUCUAGAACUAAAGCUCAACAAUCUGAUCUCAAUUGUUGCUAGAAAGAGACAAGAAGAGCUACAUCUUCUCAGAAAAUUGAAGAUCAUUCCUUGGGUAAUUGAGAUUCUGAAGAAAAUUUCAGUUUGCCCUCGAAAUGAAAUCAAAGAUUUAGUGAGAGCAAUAGAAUUAGCCAUAAAAAUACUACAAAUCUUUGUGACUACCAGAGAGAACAGGGAUUAUAUGCUUAGCACAAAUCGAGUCAUUGUGCUUUGUGACUUACUCAUAUGGUCACUGAAUAAGCCAAUGCACUUGUUUUAUGGGUCUACUUAUGUGCCUUCUCUAUUUGAAGUUAUCACUACUUGUCUCAAGCACAAAGCAGCUUAUGCACAUCAACAAAUGAAAGCUCUUUUGUUAGAAUAUGUCCUGUGCUCACCAAUUCCAAAGAAGAUGAAAAUGAAAUUUGAGUCUGCUACAGGACCACUUCAACUAACUGGAAAGCUUAGUCUGAUUCCAAAUAUUAUUUGCAAAGGACUCUCAUUCAUUGAGGUCAUCACUAGCAUUGUUGGAAUGGAUUCUAGAUAUCGUCCAGUAUACGAUAAAUCUCAGACAAUUGGUGAUAGCAUGUACUUUGUAAUUCAAAAGACUAGGUUAAUGCAAGUUAUCCCGCUUAUGAUGGAUGUUUUAUUUGAUAAAGCACAACAUCCUAAAGAAAUGCUGCCAAAAAGCAUUCUAAAUCUCACAUUUUUAUCAUUGAAAUUGAUCAACAAUAUGUUUAGGAUAAAUUUAGAGCUAUGUCAGAGAAUUUUAGCAGAUCAAAUUUUGCAAGACCAGUUCUACUAUUGACUCAACUACAUUGUAAAAUAUUGCUAUCUCUUCGAAGACCAAGAUGAAAGCAAGGAUAUUCUGUAUGAAACGCUACUUAUGAUCGGAUAUUACACUCUUAUGAACCCAAAGGGGCAAGAGAAGGUGCGUUCUGGUGAACAUUCUGUUCUCCUAAAAUUGUGACAACUUGACAUUUCCUUCUUUAUGGACAAGCAGAAGAAGGAUAUCUUGUUCCCUACACUUAUAUGUCUCUCUUACAAAGACUCGAUCAAUCUCCAAAUUAUUGACAACGAAAUGGACAAGGAUUAUCUGAAGAAGUACAUAAAAACAACAAAGAAGGAAGAGUUGUAUAAUAUCCCUGAAGAUGACCUAGAGCAGAGAAGUUUGGAUAGCUCAAGCAUAUGCAGUAUAGGUCAGAGGAGUAGCCACUCGAUCUCCUCUACUAAUAGCUCGACUACUUCCAUUACUACUAAUCUGAAGAUGGAGCAUUGCCCUUUCAUACCUUUCUUCAUGAGGUUCCCAAAGAGCAUGCUGGAUGAUGCACUGAAAUUCUAUUCAGAUUAAAUCUUUGGGAAAGUAUUCAUAGUCUAUAUAUUUUAUAGUAAAUAUUCA